Stegastes partitus (bicolor damselfish) is the source of this 5438-nucleotide messenger RNA. Its product is annotated as TBC1 domain family member 20. The coding region runs from base 132 to 1370 and encodes 412 amino acids. Gene Ontology annotation, biological process: endoplasmic reticulum to Golgi vesicle-mediated transport; positive regulation of GTPase activity. The record is from RefSeq and is a predicted model, not a curated record. Lineage: Eukaryota; Metazoa; Chordata; Actinopteri; Pomacentridae. Gene Ontology annotation, molecular function: GTPase activator activity. The transcript is spliced from 10 exons. Gene Ontology annotation, cellular component: endoplasmic reticulum membrane.
GUUGAGGGAAGCGUUGUCGUUGUGGCAGCUAUUGUCAGUAUUUUCACCUGUUUACAGAGGCACUUUUUAUUGGUUAUUUAGUCUAUGGCACAGGACAAACUUCGUCAUUCGGUAGUUUGUAUUUAAAGGGGAUGAAAAGAAUCAAAAGGAAGAAACAAAACGGAGGAGUUGGGGUGAAUGGAUCUGGCACAAGAGAACCAAGUUCUGGGAGGAAACAGAAGCUGACUGAGAUCCAUCAGGCUUUGAUCAGUGACCCGGUGGACAUUCAGACCCUGAGGAGCGCAGCAGCCAGUAGAGGAGGCCUGCUCACUGAUGACCUGAGGAGGAAAGUGUGGCCUAAACUACUAAACAUAAAUGUGUAUGAUCUGCCGUAUAAACCUGGUCGGGAUGUGAGGGAGAACCACAAAGACUACAACCAAGUAGUUCUGGAUGUCAGGAGAUCCAUGAAGCGCUUCCCUAAAGGGAUGCCGGCUGCAGAGAGAGCAGUGCUUCAGGAGCAACUCAUUGACAUCAUACUGGAGAUUCUGAAACGUAACCCCCAGCUUCACUACUAUCAGGGCUACCACGAUGUGGCCGUCACUCUGCUGCUGCUGGUCGGGGAGCGAAUGGCCAUCGCCAUGCUGGACACGCUUUCCAAUUAUCACCUCAGGGAUUUCAUGGAUCCCACCAUGGACAGCACCAAACACAUCUUAAACUAUCUGAUGCCUAUUUUGGAGCAGGUUGAUUUGGAGCUGCACGACUUCAUGAUCAGAGCCGAGGUCGGAACCAUCUUUGCACUUUCGUGGCUUAUCACGUGGUACGGACACGUCCUGUCAGAGUUCAAACACACCCUGAGACUCUACGACUUCUUCCUGGCCUCACAUCCACUGAUGCCCAUCUACCUCGCCGCCACGAUUGUGUUGCACAGAGAGAAGGAGGUGAAGCAGACAGAGUGUGACAUGGCCAUGGUCCACCACCUCCUCUCCCGCAUCCCCCAGGAUCUCCCGUAUGAAACUCUGAUUGGCCAGGCCCAGGACCUGUUCGACCAGUACCCUCCAUCAUUACUGGCCAAGCGGGCGGCGCUGCAGUCUCGCAAGAGCCUGUCCAUCAGCACCUUCCAGGCGUUUCAGCUCUCCACCCUCCACCAGAGGCCAGACUCUGUUCUCCAACGCCUCACCAAGGCCCAGGGCUCCACCACCUCCAGACACGCCUCUCGACACACAGGCCUGGAAGCAGCUUUGCCUGGGGACCGAGGCCAGCUGUGGGGGAAGGGGAACAGGAUGGUAAAGAUGGCAGUGUGGGGGCUGUCCGCUACGCUCGGGGUGGCCGUGUUCGCCGUGGCUCAGACCGCCAUGGACUGGGGACCCGAGGUGUUGCUUCAGCUGUUCUGACGAGAUGGUGGGAAAUAUAGGCUGGACGACACACAAACACACACGCCGACACGUGGCGACAGCAGACGCACACAUCUGCCCUCACGAUGGAUCGACAAUAUACAGACUCUUGAAAACUUGGGAAAAAAAGGAGUUGUUAUGUUGGUGCCAAACAGGUUGUUGCUGCUCAACCACAGUGAACAUAUGUUAUCAACUAGUCAGCCUCAGGAUUUGUAUGCAUGUGUGUGAGCAGGUGGGUGUAUGUGGAUGGAUUACUGAACAGGCCUCCUGUGAACAGUCCCAGGAGCCCAAGUGGUAAUUUCACGACAAAGUGAUGCGAAACAGUCACAAGUAGAUGAAAAAAAAGCUCCAAAGAGACUUAGAACAAUCACAAAAAGACGCAAAAUGACCACAAAGACACACGAAACAACUAGAAAUGGAUGCAAAACAACUACAGAGACACAAAAAUAACCAAAAAGACACGCAAAACACUCACUGCAUUUUGGUGUCUCCUCCAGUCUGGCUGUCUGGACCCUGUGUAGAGGGGAGUCUAUGCAUGUCUUCACCCAGGGGCCCAUUAUCUCAGAACCCGACCAUGCAUGUGAGACGCUCCAACACAUCACGCUCUUUCGGGCUGCGGUAACAUUUUUGCAUGCGUCUUUGUUUCUCGUCAGUCGGAUUAUUUUGCUGAUAACUUGUUUUUAGACAGUCACGCAUGUUUCGUGCACUUCAGUUGAAAAAAAUGUGUUUUCAGUGCGCUCGUUGGAUCAGCAGCCAUAUCUGAGAGCCAAAAGUGCCCGUAGCCAGCGCGAUGACACAUGAAUACAAAUUAUUAACGAGCGGUGUUUCCUGCUGAAAGCUUCUGGUUAUGAGCGAAGACGGAGAGCGGGAGAGAAAGAAAGAAAGAAGGCGCGAUAGAGGGAGAGAAUUUGCCUGUGAGCCCUGUAUUAAUUGCUUUACUCCAGGUGUUAGCGACUUGCAUUUACAGUAGAGCCUGACACACACUAAACGAGCUGUUGCUGGCCCAAUACGCUGCACACAGUUAACGCGCCGCACUCGGUGCAAGCGGUGGGGAUUUUCCAGAUGCAUUUUGCAGGAGCUCUUGAAAUCCAUAUUUUUUUUUUUUUUAGAAUCUAUUUUUUAAUGUUUUUUUUUUAGUAGUUUUCUAGCUGUUGGAGGCCAACGACUGCUGAAUGAAUAUGGGGAAGACACCAGUACUUUUGCAGUCUUGAAAUAUUUAGCAGGUUUGUGCCAACAUCCACCCUGAGCAGCCGACAACAGAGCUACAGUACACGGGCUCCCCAACGUCAUAUUUCUCCUGAACAUUUUACAACUUAAAAAUGAUUUUACAGCUUUAUUUGGUGAGUUUUUAUUUGAACUCUUGUGAUAGAGGAAAUUGUGAGUUUAUUUUUUUUAACUUGUGGAAGAAAUUUGGGAUUCCUCUCUCGCCAACACACAUCAGCUAUAGAUAUCGGUGGACCAAACAUAAUCACAGAGUUUCAUAACCUGAAAAGUGAAUAUUAAUAAUACAGGGCGUUUCCACCUGAGGUACACACACACACUCACACAUGUGUAUGGAGGCGUUUUCUCCAAACAGCAAUGCAUGCUCUGUGUGUCGGCUUAUAUUCUGAAAUAUUUAUCAGCUCUUACUAGCAUGUAGCUAAGCUGCUGCUGCUGUUAACACAACUUUAAUGGCACCACAACACUCUCCCCGCCUCCCCCUCCUCUCUGUCAUCAGAUAUAAAUGUGUCACAUGUUCGUCGUGGAGUUGGCCCUGUUGAAUUCUGUUGCUUCGCAGCAUGUGAAAUCAACCGUACACGGUCUUUUGUGCACAAUACGACAGUGAUAAAUGUAUUAAAGACACAUUUCUAGCCUCAGGGUCUCAGGCGUUCGUCAGUUAAAUGCUAACUUUUGAUUGGUGAUAAUCAGUUAGUCAUUUCCUUAGACAGGUGAUCAAUCAAUAAAUGGUCUGUAACCCACCGGCUGGCCUGCAAGCCGGUAAGGAUUCUUACAUGUAGGCAGUUAGUAACCUGCGCUGGUUGUCUGAAAAGCCUGUGCGUUUUUCUGCUGCACAUCCGGUGUAAUUAAACACAUUAAAUGUGCAGCGAUGUGUGUCUGAGUGAGUGAGUGGGAGAUGAAAAACGCUAGCUUUAGUGACAGGCCAGUUUCUUAUAUUUCUUUCGAACUUAUUGGCCGUCUUCUGUGUUUUUAUUUAUUGAAUGCUUUAACGCGCCGAGUGCCUCGUUAUUAGCUGUCGACAGUCAAAUUAUUUAUUUUCAGAGCAACAAUCUGAUUGGCUAUUUAUUGAAAUCUUAAUUGAAAUGUAUGAAUGUGAAUGGAAAAAGUGGAGUAAAAAUGAUUACAGUGGUUUGCAAUUAGCAGCAAUCUGAGGGUUUGUAUUUGUCAAGUUGACCCCGUUAUUUUGGAUAGAAAAUUCUGAAUCAGAGGUUAAAGGAAUAGUUUAACAUUUUGGGAUAAAUGUAUGGGACUGGAUAGGAUACUACUCUCAUGAAGCUGUAGCCAGUAGCGGCUCAGCUUAGCUUAGCACGAAAACUGAAAACUGGGGGAAAGACCCAAAAGUAACGAAAGCUGCCUGUCAGCACCUUUAAAGCGCACGGAUGAGCAUCUUACAUCUAAAACCAAAGUGUAGAAACAACAGGUAGCAGUUUUAUUGAGAAAUGAGAGUGAUAUCUAUCAUCUAUUCCAUGAAAUCUUUGUAUCGUGUGUCACCUCGUAGAUUAAAACAACAAUCACAUGGCAUUGCUCAGUGUAACGUGCACUGUUGUGUGGUGCAUCGUUGGCCCUCUGCAGCGAAGUUAAGUCUGUUACCGUUGGCUGCAAAGUUGUUGUGUGUAAUUGUGCAUCUGUGAUGCUUGGAUACAUGCUUGAUUGAUAUAAAACACUUAUAAUUAGAAGCCAUUUUUCAUGGUUUUUGCUUAUUCACAUUUGGCUGCCUGACUGUAAUAUACUUAGAAACACUCUUUGACCGCUGCCUUUGAUGAUGAUACUGUGUAGUUGUGUUUGUGGCACGUAGACAAAGACGAACACACACACAGAUUCCAGGAGAGACUGGUGGUGGUGCCAGAUCCUAAUGAGGGUUUAAUUCCUGCCCGUGGCUCUUGGCUAAGACACUUUCUCCUUGUCUUUUUUUUCCCCCCAAUUACAAACACAUUCAACUCCAACAACACCUACACCAGCACCUGCCCUGUUCUCUGGCUGGCACAAGCCUUCAAAAGUGACUGAAGCUUAUUACGUGGUUUGAGUGAAGCCAAUCGGGAUGUUAAAGGAAGAUGAUGGAUGACGGAGAUGCGUCGAGAGUUGUUCUGGGGCUUUAGGGCCUUUCAAAUUUAUAAAUGAAAGCAAUUUAAUCCUAUUAUUGUACGAGGAGUGAAUGCAGAACAGAGAAUCCACGGGAUUUGAUUUCACUGAAGUACAAUAAUUCACCGUUAUUGAUCAGAUUUCUUGAAGAUAAUUUAGAAAAUCACAGGUCGAUUACUUUUUAUACCCCGAUUUUGAUGCUUUGUAGUUACAGUUUCUUAUUUUUUUACAUCUCCCUUGAAGUCACAAGUCACAUCCGUAUUGAAUAUUUGAGGCUUUUUCUUUGCACUUCAGCUACUAUUGCCAAAACAAAAUGCUGUAGAUGAUUUUUUGGAAACGUUUUAGCAAUCUGACCAGAUGUGCUUCAUCUUUUUGUUGAUUACAUAACAGGUGAAGCAUUUUUUAAAAAUCUAUAGAUAUAUAACAAAAGCAACAGCAAAGAAAACAUGAAAGAAUAAUAGUAUGAUAAAGGACAAUGUUGAUGCAGGAUUUAGAUUUUACAGUUGUUUGAUAAAGAGCCCAAAAAUGAGCUUCCACUGAGCUUGUGACUGCUUUGUUCUCUCUUUAGUUGUACGUUAGUACACGUGGUUCUUUGGUAUUUUAGUGCAUGCUUCCAAUGACGGUUUCUAAAUAUCUGGUACAAACUGUAUCCUCGAACAUAUCAGUCUCUCUGCACCUUGUACUUAUUGUACUGAUCUGUGUUUCACAUGUGGAUGGAGAUGUUUUCAUACAUGGAAUGGAACAGUGAAUAAAUACGAAAGAAAAAGAAAA